CCCAGCGCUUGCCCACCUUCUUCCUUCUUCCCUCUUUAGUGUCAGAAAUACACCCAAGGAAAACGGCUACCAGCAUAUUCCUAAGUAGGUUCAAAAAUUAAAUUGUGACUUCAAGUUUCAAAUUAGGUGUGGAAUUGCAAAGUUCUGGAGAAGAUGUUGGUGCUAAACUGUUCUACCAAAUUACUGAUGCUAGAGAAAAUAUUGAAGAAUCACUUUCCUGAAUCACUCAAGGUUUAUGGAGCAGUGAUGAACAUAAAUCGUGGGAAUCCCUUUCAAAAGGAAGUGGUACUAGAUUCAUGGCCAGACUUCAAAGCUGUUAUCACCCGAAGGCAGAGAGAGGCUGAGACAGAUAACCUUGACCAUUAUACUAAUGCCUAUGCUGUGUUCUACAAGGAUGUCAGGGCUUACCAACAGCUAUUGGAAGAACAUGAUGUCAUUAACUGGAACCAAGUUUUUCAAAUACAAGGGCUACAGAGUGAGUUAUAUGAUGCUUCCAAAGCUGUUGCCAAUUCAAAGCAAUUGGAUAUAAAGCUGACUUCCUUCAAGGCUGUUCAUUUUUCUCCUGUUUCAUCUCUGCCAGAUACCAGUUUCCUAACGGGGUCUUCCCCGAGACUCACCUAUCUGAGUGUUGCGGAUGCUGAUCUCCUCAACCGCACUUGGUCAAGGGGUGGCAAUGAGCAGUGUCUCCGGUACAUUGCCAAACUCAUCUCCUGCUUCCCCAGUGUGUGUGUCCGUGAUGACAAGGGAAACCCGGUAUCCUGGUCUAUCACAGACCAGUUUGCCACCAUGUGCCACGGCUACACCCUGCCAGAUCAUCGCAGGAAAGGUUAUAGCCGGCUGGUGGCCCUCACACUGGCCAGGAAGCUGCAAAGCCGGGGAUUCCCCUCUCAGGGAAAUGUUCUGGAUGACAACAUGCCAUCUAUAAAUCUUCUCAAGAGUGUCCAUGCUGAGUUCUUGCCUUGUCGUUUUCACAGGCUUAUUCUUACCCCCAAACCUUUCUCUGACCAAGCUCACCUUUAGCCCAGUAACACUCCAGAAAUUUUCUUGCUUUCCCAAACACACUCUCUAAGCUGCCAGUAGAGGAGAACUAAACCUGGUGAUAAGAGGCCGGAGAAGAUGUGCAGGAUCAUCUGAGAAGUCUUGGCUAAUCUUGCCUCAGGUUUCUGCUGUAUAUAACUGUAGUUGUCAGGAGUAUAGCUGUGGCUAAGAGCAGAGGAAGUUUUUUCUUCUGUAGGAUUCACUAUAGGGAAGAAGUUUCUAAAGUCAGCAGGUCUUAGCAUAUAGGCAAAAAUGAUUUCAUGAGAAAAAAUAAUGAUUUAACACAGGAGCAUGUGGCUAGUUGUUUGGGCUUCUGCUCUGUGUUUUCACAACCAUACCAAGUUCCCUGCAAUCAUGAAACUUCCUAGACCUCAUUGCUAUGUCUCACUAACUAACCUCUAUUCUACCACCUCUGCUCUGAGUUUUCUGUUAAGUGUCCUGCAUUUUCCCCUUUAAUUGUUGGCUUCCUGUUUAUGCCUAUGAUAUUAGUGAAUAGUUCUCCUCUGGGAAUGUUCAAAGGCAGU
Ictidomys tridecemlineatus (thirteen-lined ground squirrel) is the source of this 1562-nucleotide messenger RNA. RefSeq names its product glycine-N-acyltransferase like 3 (gene Glyatl3). The record is from RefSeq and is a predicted model, not a curated record. Lineage: Eukaryota; Metazoa; Chordata; Mammalia; Rodentia; Sciuridae. Gene Ontology annotation, molecular function: glycine N-acyltransferase activity. Gene Ontology annotation, cellular component: mitochondrion.